Messenger RNA from Penicillium chermesinum, 672 nucleotides. RefSeq names its product ESCRT-III subunit protein SNF7. NCBI's taxonomy places the organism in Eukaryota, Fungi, Ascomycota, Eurotiomycetes, Eurotiales, Aspergillaceae. The transcript is spliced from 4 exons. The record is from RefSeq and is a predicted model, not a curated record. The coding region runs from base 1 to 672 and encodes 223 amino acids. Gene Ontology annotation, cellular component: cytoplasmic side of plasma membrane; multivesicular body; ESCRT III complex. Gene Ontology annotation, biological process: late endosome to vacuole transport via multivesicular body sorting pathway; vesicle budding from membrane.
AUGUGGUCUUGGUUCGGCGGAGCCGCCGCUCAGAAGCGGAAGGAUGUGCCUAAGAACGCUAUCUUGCAGCUGCGCGAGCAGCUGGACAUGCUACAGAAACGCGAGAAGCAUUUAGAAGCUCAAGUCGCAGAACAAGAUGCUGCUGCGCGGAAAUAUGUCAACACAAAUAAGAACGCUGCCAAGGCCGCACUCCGACGAAAAAAGGCCUUGGAGAAAAAUGCCGAACAGACCUCCGCGCAGAUUCUCCAGCUGGAGCAGCAAGUGUAUUCGAUCGAGGCUGCAAAUAUCAACCACGAGACGCUGUUGGCGAUGGAGCGGGCCGGCAAGGCUAUGCAGCAGAUUCAUAGUGGAAUGAACAUCGACAAGGUCGAUAAGACAAUGGAAGACUUGCGGGAACAACACGCGCUCAGCGAAGAGAUUGGGCGGGUUAUCACAGACGUCCCACUGGGCGAGCAGCCAGACGAGGACGAAUUGGAGCAAGAGCUGGAAGGCCUCGAGCAGGAGCAGAUGGACGAACGGAUGCUCAACACCGGGCCAACUCCUGUUACACCCGCACUGGACCGGCUUCCAGCCGCAGGCACUUCGGAUCUAAACAAGAACAAGCCGGCUGCGGUCGAGGAGGACGACGAGGAGGCAGAGUUGGCCAAGUUGAAAGCGGAAAUGGCCAUGUGA